GUAAUUGUCUGCACCUGUGUCUCACCUGUGUCUCACGUUGUAUGCACGUCUGUAUGUUAAUCCAAGUCAAUGUGUGUUUUCCCCACCUGUUCUCCUCCUGAUUUUCUCCAGUGUCUUUUGGAUCCAGUGUUUUUUGGUUUCCAGUGAGUUUGAGUUUCUUCAGGACUUUGCUCCUUGUGCUUUUGGACUUUUGGAUUUGUUCGGACACUUUCUGGGUAAGUUUUUGUUGGACUUUUCCUUUAGUCCUUUAUUAAUAUGUCAUUGUUUUCGUCUGCAUUUGGGUCCUUUCUUUUUGCUUUGUGUUCCCAACUUGACAGGUACAUUUUUUUCCAGGAUUUAAUAUAAUUUAUUGAUUUUAAAAAGUUUUUCAAGGGUAUAAUCAUCUAUGAAUAAGAAGAGACUCUACUUCUUAUCUUAGACAUAUACAGAGGAAACUGUUUGACAAAAUCAGCAGUAAAUCAAACAGCCGCACUCAUGAAAGCUUUUUGCGUUAGGGUCCGUGUCCACUAGCAGUUUUUUUUUUUUUUUUUGUGGUUAUUUUUAACACAAUACAGAACACAGUUCAGCGUCCUGAGUACAAAGACAUCUAUAGUUUCAGCAAUUUCUGUUGCCCCCAUGAAAAAAAAGAGUUCAACUUUUAGCAUACCACUUAGCCAGUUUUGCUAGUGCCUGAAAUCUUCAACUAUGAUUGGCAUUUUCCUUGUCAGAGGUGACACUUCCUCUAAUCUGCCCCAGUAUUUACCAAACAUAAAAUGUUAUUUUAUUUCCCUUGAACUACGUCUGACAAAAGUGAGGUGGUUUUACAUUUAGGGUAUAGAUUUUAAACAUUAAGACAGAGUACUGCACCGCUCAUCUGUUAAAGGAAGUCAUGACUGAGACCAGAUGUCUCUUUCAGCAACAGUGCCAGGAGGAUAAAGAUGGAGAGACAUGAUGAACUUAACCAACAACAGAAGCUGGGUUCUCCUCCAAAAGUCAAUUACAUCCAAACAGAAUUAAAACUGUAUUUGAUUUUCUAAUAAUAUUAGAGUUAAAAUAGAUGUGGUUGGUGCAGGAAGCCGCUCUAUGUUUGGGUUCAGACUGUAAAUACUAUGGACAACUUGGUUCCGCCUUCCACCUGUAUACAGAUUUGAAGCCAAAAUGCUCUCAGUAUUUCUGCGAUUUUUCUUCAUUUCCUGAAACCAGCAUUGCGCAGUAGCAUUAAAUAAAAUCAAAUAUGAAGUCUACAGAGAUGCUUUUAAACAACUUUCACAACCCGGGAAACAGUAAGUGCUGGUGAGUGGAGCUCUGAAAUUAAGGUCAAGGGCACUGCCACAUAAUAAAGUCAGCUGUGAAAACAGGAGGUGUAUGUGAGAAAGUGUGUGCACAGAGGAAAGAAGUGAGGUUAAAUUUGAGCGAUGAAGGAGCAUGAAAAGAGUGUCACAAAGUAAAAACACCUUUUAGAGGGAAAUGAAUAGAAGCAGAACAAAGCGAGAGAAAGGGUUCAUAAAAAAUAGAAGGACAGGAAAGAGAGAGAGAGAGCACAGAAGGGAAGGAUUAGCGCAGAAGAGAAGGAAAAAUAAGAAGAGAGAGAAGAAAAAUAAAGAACAGAGAGGAAGAUUCAUCAUCCCCCUCUUCCCUCUGCGGCCUGUUGGACCUUUAGGGCUGUAUAUGAGAGCCUAAUAGCCCGCUAUCAGCUCCGAGCUGAGAGAUGUGAUCUACAGCAGCAGUGUGCAGGUGGAUAAACAGUCGUCACGGUAACAAGAGGAAGACCACACAUGCUCCAGGGGCCGACCCUGCACCCCCCCAUGCUGCAGAUUUGUGUGGCCGUUAUGGGAACAUGUGUUAAGCUACCGACAUGUGAGGUCGUAAAAUACAGCUCGCUCUACAAAGGUCUCCAAAACACCUCAGCUCCUCCAGAUGUGACCCAGAGGAAAAUAUACGAUGGAGAGGAACAUGAUGGUUAUUUUAGUUGUACAUCCCCUUUAAAUUACAAGCUGCAUGUUGAUUGAUUCGGUUUAUUCUUGGCCUUUAAAGAAUUCCUUUAACACAUUAAACUUAAUGAUUUCUUCCAGAGCUUCCAGUCAUAUCUGAGUCAUUUUCAGCCGGCAGAGUAUCCUUAAGAAGACAGAUUAAAUGAGAUGGAAGGGAGUAAAUAUUGCAUUAUCUAGAGAAAUUCACCUGUUUUAAAAUAAAAUUAAAAUUCGAUUGCUUCACAUUUGGGGAAAUGUUCUUAUUUUAUUUCUUCAGGAGAGCUAAAUAGAGCGAUCAAUACCUCUCUCAUGCCUGUGCUGCUAAAUAAAGAGGAUCAGUUUAACUGAGCAGUCAGACAUUUAACAAGUAGAAACAGCCUGUCCGCAGACAUAAAUCAAGAAACCUUUUUUUGUGAGUGUGUAAAAGCACUGCAUGAAAAUUAGACUUGCAAAUAACACGAAUGGACUCCCACUACAGCUAACUUUAAAUGGAAAUGUAAAAAAACUGAUUUACUGGCAAUACUCCAGACAAACCUGAAGGUCAAGUUAACGUGUUUUUUUUCUCUCUCCUAGACUGUGAAAUAAGUGUAAAAAGUGUCUUUUUUUUUUAAUUCUGAAAAUAAGACUCAAAACUGUUGAGAUGUUUAGAUAAAAGUGCAUGAAUUAUAGUGUAUUUCAUGCAGCAGGAUUUAUCAUUUCUGAGAGGAGUAAUUAUCUGAAGAUUAUGAGAUUGUUCUGCCGAGAACAGAAAUUUCUCUGAAUCAGUAUCAUCAAAGAGGGCUCUGUCCACAGGGGGCGCCAAAGCCACCUCAUACAAAUCGGUUUAAGGGACCUUUAAAAGUAGAAACAGCAUUAUUUAGCACUAUCUCAAGGUCAGAUUCAACCAAGUUUUUACUUUUGAAAACAUCCAAUACAAAUUACAAUACAGCACUUAGUCCAUGUAGUGAGUUACUGCAGCACAGACCAUAAAGCCGUCUCCUCCAUGUCAACAGAUGGGACAUAGGUUAAUUUACAAACUCAAAAUACACCUCAAAUAAUAAUUUCUGUGACAUGUUUUCUGUCAUGUUGGGCAGUUCUUAUCAUCCUAAUUUAUAUGUAACAGUUCAUUUUUCUUUUCUGUUAAGAGGCGUUCAAAGGAAACAUAACUCAAAGUGACACAAAGCCGUGAGUGUCUGCUUCAGAUCAACACAAAUCUUCGUUGUGUCGUGGUCUACACCGCCCCGGGUGAUCUUUGAUGUUUUAUCUGUGAGUUCAGUGAGUGUUUUGGUCAGUCCAGCGGGUGUGAGAUCGAUCCCCGAACCAGCCAGAACUUUUUCUAUUAACGCUUUGGCUUCAAAAUUCAUCAGCAGAGAAAUAUAUCAGCUCCUGUUAAGACGGUAUUUUGGCUUUACUUUGAAGCUUUCACACAAAUAAAUUUCUAACAGAGAAAUAAAGUUUGUUUGAUCUGAUCUGAUCUGAUUUGAUUUGAGAUUAUGUUUAUCUUGGACCAAGUUAUUCUACCUGUUUUUUCCCCCCAAGGCCCCUUUUUAGACUAAUGCCUAUGUAAAUGUAAGGAUGCCUAGCCCAUGUUCACACUUUAAAGAAUGGAGGGUCCACACGAAUGAUCAUUUUGACAAGCUUUACUGGUUGCAGAUCUGGGUUACAGCUUCAUCAGUGUGCAACAAAGACUGGUCUAAUACUGUUCAAGUACAUAUAACCGUCAAUAUUCUGCUUGCAUCUUGUUCACCUGAAGGAGAGUCCAUGUAGGGUAAUAACAAAGCACCACAUAUUUUGAGAGCCUGAGUGAUGUUAAACAUGGGUACAAGGUCCUUGUUGAGGAUAGCUGUUGGAGGCCCAUGGCUCCAGAAAUCUAGAACCAAAGAAUCCAAGUGACACAGCUCCAGCACCCUAAAGGCUGACAGGACUGGCUAAAGAAAAUCACCCUAAAAAUAAACUAAUACAAUGUAAAUUAAAGUAAAUUAAUACAAUUAAUACAAUGCUUUUAAAUGGAGAAUAUAAUCCUUUUUUUAUCAUAUUGCACAUUUUAUUUUACCCCAUAUUCAUAUCGUAAUGUUGCGGAUGUUAUUGCUGGUCCUCCUGUUUUUCAUAUCCCUGGGUGUUCAGUUCAUCUGUCAGCUGGAUAACCCUUUGCCCUCAUCAGGCUGCAUGUUGUGAGAGCGUGGUGAAAGAACACAGCAUAUACCACAAAUGUCAUGCCCUCUGCAUGAGGAAUAACAAUGGAAGGUGGACUUAGUUAAGGGCAACAAGGGAGGGAAAUACCAGGCUAUAAAUAUGUUAGAAGUGCUGUGUCUCAGUCUGCGAAAGGUCGGUGAUGACUGACGCUAAGAUGCUGCAGAGGGGUGUGGACUGUAAAGAGGAGGAAAGGAAUGGGUGCUGUGGGUCAGUGGUCCAAACCCUAAACCCACACAAACACAAAGACCUACACUUCACACAAAAAGACCUCGCUCUGCUUAUGCUGGUUUUUCUGCAAACAUUUUUCUCUCCUUUUUUUCGUUCUCCAAAUCCGUUUCUGUGUUACUUGAGUCCAGCUGAAUGUUUUAUAAUCUCUGCAGUUACGCUACAUUACACAUGUUAUGUCUGCGGCAGGCUGACUGUGUGCUGAACUGAACAGACAAACUCAACAUGCUGUAGGUGAGGUUCAAGUUAGACGGAGGUCCAGGCUCUCCUAAGUACUCCCACAUGUUCUGUAUUUACAUGCAUAAGUACGUGUGCCAACUUUUUCUGACUACAUCUUGGGGCGAAUGUAGUUUUUAUGAAUUAAUUUAACCCACAUAGAAGUAUGACUUCAUUCUUGCGUUAGUAUGUGUCUGUGUAUGUGUCAGACAACCGGCCCCAAGACAAAACAGAGCACAUCAGAGCCAUCAGCAGGGAUUAGCUGUCUGGGAAUCUUGGCCCCAGAGCUGUCUGCUUUUCCUUUGAUAAAUCAAACGAGUCAAACCUGUGAAUAAUCGCUCCCAACUUCAGACACUUGGAGGACUAAACUGGCCCAGUGUCACAGGAAUGAUCCCUUAAAGUAUCUGCGGUUUGGAGGUUUACUGUGCUGUUUUGGGCUCUUAAAGCUCACCGUUUUGAUUUUCUUUAACUUCCACUAUUUUGUUUCACUGUCACGGUUCUCACAGACCAUCAGCAACAAGUCUGACAAUGUCUGAAAAAAACUGUUUUAAAGGGAAAUUCCAGCGUAAAAAUAAGUUAGGGUCAAAUACACCGUAACACAGAGUUAGACACCCGUUGAGAGAUGAAAGUUGCCGACCGCUUGCUUCUCUAGUUAUACCAACUUUAGUAACGACCGCAGAUAGCAAUACACAGAGCCAUGCACUCAACCAAAUAGGCACUCUAUAGCUUUCUAUAUCUUUUUAGCUUUGCCUAAUUUCUUUAGCAAAGAGUCUAAACACAACUCACCCACUCUCUUCCAGCAGCCGCUUGUUUGUACGGAGACCUCCGGGCGAGUCCAUCGACUGCAGCGGGGGGACGCAGCUCGAGGAAGAACAUUUAUGAUCAUUUCUUCAUGGAAAUGCAAUCAGACCGAGACGCUAAGGCAGAAGAACUACAGCGUCUGCAGUGCAAAAUGAUUAAUAUGGUGAUUAUUACUUCAAGGAUAUGAUAAAGAAAUGAUUAUAAAUGUUCUUCCUUGAGCUGCGUCACCCCGCUGCAGUCGAUGGACUCGCCCAGAGGUCUCGGUACAAACAAGAGGAUGCUGGGAGAGAAUAGGUGAGCUAUGUUUAGUCUCUUUGCUAAAGAAAUUAGGCAAAGCUAAAAAGAUGUCAACGGGGUGUCUAACACAGUGUUAAGAUGUGUUUGACCGUAACUUAAUUUUACGCUGGAAUAUCCCUUUAACAUAUACGAGACAAAAGAUAACAGUUAUUACUUUGUCCACAGGGGGCGCCAAUACUAACUCAAACUGUAAGUUCAGCGUAUCAGCUUUAACAGAGGGGGAAAUAGAGCAUAACGACAAAAGAAAACUGACCUGAAGUAUGUUGUUGCAAGAAGAAGUCUGAAUUAACCAUUCUAAGUUUCUCUCAAUCAUUUCUGUAUUUGUUUUUUAGCCGACCCUGACUUUUCUAUCCGCGUCUCCAUCAGAAACAGAGCACUGCAAUGAGGCUCAAAAACCGAUCUUUGAAAACAUGUGCCCUUGCAGUGUAAUCUCUUAUGCAAACGAGCUCAAUUAAAACUCAGUCUUCUGCAUAUAUGUAUUGAUGUUUACCAAGGACAAAAGCCUCCAUUCAUGUUUCUACAGAGGGAUGAGACUGACCUGUAUUUUUGAAGUCUUAAUAUGUGUGCAGUGCUAGCCUCGAUGAAUAAUGAAUGAGCUGCAUGGAUGUAAAAGUUCAGGCACAUUGACUUCCUCUCAUUUAUCUGUCACCAUCAUCACAGAGCUGUCUGUUUAAAUCUGUUGGAAAAAUGUGUCUUUUAUUGCAUGUGUGCACAGGCCUAUCUACACUGCCAUAACUCUGUGAGCAGUAUUACAUAUUUUAAUGCUCAAGCAAAUCUGGGACUAUUCCCUAACAUCGUCUAGUUUAGCUGGUAAAUGCUUAAUGAUCGGAAUUAAAGGCCGGUCAUCACGGCAAGACAAACCCGAGCCAACACCAACUGAUCCUCCACAAGACGUCCCUUCUAUCCUCAGUAUGACACCGCUCUGCUCUGGGAGCUGCCUUGGCUCCUUAAUGCCCACUCUUUAUUGCUUUUCCUCCUGUUGGUCUGUCUUUCUGCCCAAAUGUGUGUGUAUGCGUGUUUAUGUCCAUUCCAAACUCCAGAUAUCAUAGCAAAGGUUCAGCAGAGCACAGCGCUGUUGCUAUGGUACCAGCUGGACAACAAGUACACACAGUGGUGAAGAUUAAGGCGGGCAGGCAAAGGGCUCUGCUGUGGCUAAUGAUGCUGUAUUAGAGCGCCAGCAGGGCAUUCCUCGCUGCUUUUCCAUUACUCUAUAGAAGGACUUGAAGAGGAACUUGCAGCAGAAAGGGGAGGGCAAAGGCAUGGGAAAGAUGGUGGACAUCGCCUAUACAUUACCUCUAAUAGAUGCACGCUGCUUUAGCGAGAACAUCUGGAGUCGGGUUCUUGCCAGAUUUAAAGAUUAGCGCUGGAUGAAUGUGUCUGUAAGAGUUAAUUUAAAUACAUUUCUUUUUCUUCUGCAGGCUUAACGUGUCACUUCUGAUGGGGAGACAGGAAGAUGAAUAAUGGAGACUAGGAUGAGCAGGUAAUGUCUAUAACAGAAUACUAAAGAGGAGAGACAAACACUCACAUUGGACCAGGAGAAGAGUUAAAUGUUGAAUUAGAGGAUUUACAUCAUAGUUUUGUUUGUCAGUUCCGGGGCUGCCAAGUUUCAGAAAAUGACGAUUGAGACUUUAGCGUUAUGAUGUGUUCAGCCACCAAUCUGUGGUCGCCGGCGAAAGAAUUUGGCCUUUUUUAACAUCGAUUUAUACCUUAAGACUGAUGUCCCCACCUCCAUGCCAGCUUCUUUCCCUGCACUGUGGCCUCCUAAUACUAGUCUUAAUUCACCUACCGUCCGUCCUCAGGAGAGCAGGUGAACAUCAUGUGGAUUUUAAAUGUCGGCACUGUUGUGUGUGAGAUGCCAAGACCCACCUCACGUCGCUUCUGAUUGGUUUAUAUUGCGUGGCACCUUCCGUGGUUGGUUAGAUUUAGGCACAAAAGACUGAUGGAUUGGUCUGGGGUUGGUUAUCUCGGUCAGUCAAUCAGAGUUACUCGAACUAUGGCAAGCCAAGUUUAUGAUCAUAAAAAACAUAAAUACAGAGUAUUGAAUGGGGAAAUAUAAGCGUGAGAGAAAUGUCAAGUGUGGUUUGAAAAUGGGUCAAAUUUCAUGACUGUCACACUCAAAGCGUGAGGCUAGGCAGCUCUGUAAAGAGGAGAGAAAAACACCCACAUUGGACCAGGAAAAUAGUUAAAUGUUGUCAAAUGUUGUCAUGUAAGACUCACUUCCUUACUUUGAGUUAACUUAGAGGAUUCACAUCAUAGUUUUGUUUGUCAGUUCAUCAUAAAGCUACAGUUAGAGGUCAGCUAGCUUAUAUUAGCUUAGCUCGGUGGCUAAGCUAAUAUGGCCUCUGCUCAAGCUUGCCGUCAAUGAUGACAAUAUCUACGCCCUAAGAAGUUUGCUCUUCUUGAGAACAGCACCUUUUCAAGUUAGCUGUUACUCAUAACGUGUGAACUUCAUAGUAACUUGUAAUAUUUAAAAACUCUUUAGGUUUUGUCUAAGCUAGCUGUUGAAGCUAAACAACCAGGCUAAUUCAAGGAAGAGAUCAUGGCCCGCAUACAACAUAAAGAGUCUAUUUUCUCUGGUUAAAUUCAGACUAAAUGUAUGUGUGGUUGUUUUCAGACAAUGUUUAGCCCACAGACACACCCUUGUUUUGAAGCACUGACACGCCAUACUAGCAUGAGAAAUAUAAAUAACAUUACAAGUACUGUCGUCUGCAGGCUACUCACUCACUAUUAAGCUCCAGAAAGAUCCAGGAAGUAGCUUAAACACGAGGAAGGUUAUGGCCCAAUAAAAGCAGUGUAGUUCAGCAUUAAAUGUUGACAUUUUUGACACUUGUGUGGUCCUCAUUUUUUCAUUUAAGAAAUAAAAUCUACUUCCUUUGCUGUUAUAGUCCAGUGUUAAAUGUUUGUAUCAGAAGCUGGCAGUCUGAGCUUCGUUCCUAACAUUGUGGCUGAUUAGCCCCCAAUUUAGAGAUUGUGAUUUGUUGUCAUGCAAACAAUUCUUUCAGAAAUAUUUUGCAUACUUUGACGCUACAUUUUCCUUUUCCUGCACCGUAAAUUGUCUCAGACACAAUAGACCCACUUGAAAAACCCAAGUAUGGAGAGCCAGCUGUAAUUUUGUGGCUGAUUUCAGGUGACCACACUCUUUCCGCUGGAUAGCUAUGGCCAAAAGUAGCACUAGCGGUUUUCCUGUGAGUGCCAUACAACCUUCUCGAGCCACUACAAUCAUUGUUAUAUUGUCUGGCAAGCGGUCGGAUAAUGCAGACAAGGUUUGGUCAGCUGGAAAAUUUCCCUACACACUUUGUCUUUUUCAGUCUUAUCAGAUUGGAAGCGUUCAACCUUUUCACCUCAUGCGCCUUUUAACAAUGUGCUGAGGUUACAGCAAUCCUGUGGCGGAGGAAAAAUUCACCUCACCCAGCAGCUGCACUUAAAACAAAGAGCUUAGGCAGCAACUUGAGGUAAAAGUUGAGCCAUAACGGCAAUGCAUUUUAAUGAGGCAGUCCUGGAAAUAGCCGCAGUGUGGUCCAUUUCCUCUGCGGAGUUUCAGGACAGGGCCUGGCGUGCAUGAAAAUGGGCUGCUGUGGAGAAAAUGGGCUUUUAUGCCCAACACAUUAUGGCAGAAUAUAUAGUCCUGAAUGGAGAGCUGUGUGGACCGCUCUGCCUGCUCCCACUCAGAAUUUAAUCUUAGCACACUGAAAGCACAUUUAUGGAAACCUUCCUUUGCUAAUCUAUUAUAGCUGAGAGCCGGUCGGCCCUGCCGCCUGAGAGAGACGUAUAAAUGUUGCAAAUUCGACGUAAUAUAUUAAAUUCCUCAUAUUUCAACUGUGGAUUUCUUAAUCUUACAUUCAGGGGGAACAUGGUGAAUGCUCUUUCCUGCUCGAGAAGCAAAUUUCAACACCCGUCUGAAACAUUUAAAGUAUUUCGAGUUUUGAUCUUUAAAGGCGAGUGGUGGGAAACAGCUUGAGAGGGCAGCUCUUGUGGAGAAAAGACGAAUUCUCUUUACAAUGUCAACAAAGGCCAACACAUCUCUGACAGUGUUAGUAUUGUGCACGCAACAGCUGAUAAUGUUGUAAGACCCGUUUGUUACAGUGUAGUGAACACAGUUUUUCUGUUUCUCUGUUUUCCAUAUUCGCUGAUGCAACCAGAUGCAAAACCGAAGAGGAUUGAUGGGAGUUUGAAACUGGACAAAAGACCCGGUAAGUUUUCCGAAGAUAUUCUGUUUGAACUUUUUUUUUUUUCUCCAUUUUGAACCACUGCAGCAGCAUAAAUACUUGAUAGGAAGAAACUAUUUCUCAGAGGCGUUUUUUUGGUGAGUGAGAUUUUAGUCGGAACAACUUCAUCACUUUGCCAAUUUCCAGACUGAGUCUGAGAAACAGCAUAUUUCAGACUGGACCGCGUGAUGAGAUCCAGCAAAAAUAAAUGAAGACAAAGUUAAUAAAUAAGAACUCUUGUGUCUGAAAAUUGCACCCAAGCAGAUUUAAGCUCUGCAGCUUGUCCUCUUGAAAUAUCUAAAUCAUUGCCAGUGUCAGGGGGAAGUGGUGGGAGCACUCGGCAAGGAAAUUCCUCUUAGAGAGAGAGAGAGAGAGAGAGAGAGAGAGAGGGAGAAAGCACUGGCAGUCUCUGUGUUUGGAUAAACACAGAAUAGAGCCUGGCAGGGAAAAUGACGUUUUUGGCUCCAACAGGAAGAGCGAACUUCAUUAGAUCUUUUGAUGACUAAAUGUGAAAUUGAUGCUUUUGUCCAGAUGGAGAAAUCAUCUUAUCUGGAGGCCGUAUAUUCAACAGACACAGACAUCAGUAUUCAGCUUUGACGUGUGUAUAUCUCUGCAGCUUGUAUUCACCGGAGAAUAUUCGAUAAAAUUGCAUCAGCAGUCUGUUCUGAGCUUCAUUAGUGGCUCUAUAUGCAGCUGAAGUACCGUGAUUGAACCGAACAAAGCCUGCAAUAGCUCUAUUAAAGGAGCACUGUAAUUUUCCUGUCAUUUGCAUGCUGGGACGUUCCACAGGACUAUGCAAGAACGCGCCGAGAUUCAAUCUCACUCUUAUGUCAUGCACAGUUUGUUUAAAAGGAAGAAAUUGCACGCAGGUUUUCCAUGAUCAAAGUCCUCCACAAGAGCUGAGCUUUGCCUCAAUUUUCCAUGGAGUGGCUGAAAAUAAAUGCAUGUUCACAGUCACGGCGAAUUUAGAAAGCAGGGAGGGAGAAGGACUGCUUUGGCUGAGGGAAAGCUCAUGGAAUGAAGCGUUAAAUUGGAUCCAUUUGGACUAUUGACGUCACAGUGAUGCAUUUCAACUGCAUCUUAAAACGUCUGACAUAUUUCUCACUGGGCCAAAAAACAUGUUGGCUGUGUGCUUCACUGAUGUAAGUGAUACCAGAAACAUUUGGGUAAUUUCACUUGUUGAAAUACAUCUUGUUUCAACACUUGAACUCAGAAUUCAUCCAUUUAACUCCCACUAUAAACAAGCUGAUAAAUGUUUCUCUAAUCUUUCAGUAAGCUGAUAGAAAUACAUUUUUGUUUGUAGAGCUGUGAAUACUCCCUCGGCUCUUGAUUACUGUAAGGAUAAGCUCUCGGUUGUGCAAAAAUGGAGAGUGCAUUAAAGGGACCCUGGGGUGAUAAAAGUGGUUUGAUAAUCUUUUUCUUGACAUCUUUUCUGCAAUUAAAAACAAGAAAUAAUCACAACUGUUGAUGUAGCCAAACUAACUGAUUCCCCAUGUUUUAGGGUGACCAUAAGUCCUUCUUUACCCGGACAUGUCCUCUUUUAGGGGGGCUGUCCGGGGAAGUUUAUAAAAUCCUUCAAAUGUCCAUGGUUUUGUACGUAAGUUUCGAGUUUGUGUCACGUGGCUGAGUUAGAGGCACGUAAAAGACAUUCAAUCUGACCUGAAAAACUCUCAAAAUUAACUUAGUGCAACUCUGUGACUCCACCCCCGCGUAGUCGUGUUCUCUUUUUGGGAAGUCAGAACAUGGUCACCCUACCAUGUUUCUCAACUUUAUGCUCAGCUAAGCUAAAUGCCUGUUCGCUGUAGCCUCAUACUUACAGUACUCCAACCCUGUUUCCAAAAAGGCUAGGACACUGUAAAGUUUUUUUACCAUUGCAAAAGUUUGGGCUCCAAGAUGCCUUGCCUGAUAGAGAAUUCAGCUGUUCAGCAUUGUGCAUUGUCCUUUGGCAUUGUUUUCUUUUUUCCAAGAUGCAUCAAAUGUUUUCACUGGGUGACAAGUCAGGACUGUAGGCCAGCCAGUUCAGCAUCCGGACUCUUCUACCACAGAGUCAUGCUGUUGUAAUAUGAACAGAAAGUGGUUUGGCACAGUCAUGCUGAAAUGUGCAAGGCCCUCUCUGACAAAGAUGUCUGGAUGGCAGCAAAUGUUGCUCCAAAACUUGUGGCUACAUAUGCAUCCUCAUAUCAUCAGGGAUGCUGGUUUUUGAAGUGUGCACUGAUGGAAAGUUGUGUAAGGCCUCUUGUUUUAGAGCAGAGACAGCAGUGUCCGUGACUUCCAAGAAGAAUUUUAAUUUUUGGACUAGGGCCCAGAAAUGUCACCAGCUUUUCUGACUCAUGUUUAUAUUUGGUUUCCUUUUUGCAUGGUACAGUUACAUGGUGCAUUUGUGCAGGAUGCAGAGACAAACGGUGCUUUUUGGAAGUGGUUUUGAGCCCAUGCAGUGCAGAGUCAUGGUCCUCCAGCUGUGUUAUUUUUUACACAACUUUUACACAACUUCUUUAGUUGUCCCUACUUUUCAAAAAGAUGUUGCCACAUCAAAUUUAAAACAAGCAUUUUCAUGAAUCAAAAAUUUUCAGUCUUAGUAUUUAAUAUGUGGUCUUUACACAUUGUGCACCAUUUCACCAGUGAAAGUAGAAAAUGAUCCUCUCUUACUGCUCUCGUGUUAAUCCUUUUUGACCAUUUCCAUUAGAUUAUUCGAAUAGGACCUACCAUGUUUCCAACAGCUGCGGUCAGCUUUGCCUUUCUCUAAACCUUAAGGAGAGUUGAGCUUAAAGGAUUCUUCUUGAACACACACUUUUUACAAAAUCUUUUCCCUAUUUUCUCAACCCCUCGAACAUAAACACAGAGUAUAUGGUUCCUCUAUUGUCUGGCGUUGUGACCGCACGGCCAUGGCUCAGCUCAUACCCUUAUCAGUGUUGGGUCAUGGUGGUAUUUCCUGCCUGUAACAAGAGCAGAAGGUGGCACAGGAUGAGUGCUGCUUCCUUUGCUGGCACACCCAACAUGUACUCGCUGGCCUGAGCUGAUCUGCACUGCAGUCAUAGGAAGUGAUAUCGUUGACCCUAAUAUACUGAGUGUUUUUUCAUCUAAUAUCUCAUACAUCUGUUUGCCUGAGAUCAAAGGUAGCAGUAAGAUGCUGAUGAACGGUUCGCUAGGGGCUGUUGAUUUGUGAUUCCUUUGAUUGUACCUGUAUUUACAGGUUGUUUUACAGGUGCGCUUCUGAACUGGAUAGUGUGCACUUGAUUCACAGUAAUGGUUGGCAAUCUGAGGAAUAAGGAGGGUUUAAACCCACAGCCAUGUAGGUAAAUGAUGAUCUGCUUUUUGAAGCUGCAGGUUUCUUCUAUCAUUACUAGAAGUGAUACUUUUAUUGUGUAAAACUGGAGCUUUUCAAACUGCAUCUCCACUUUACUUAAUGCUUUCAGUUUACCAUUGUUGCCCUGGCUGCAUUUGUUGCUCUCUAUCCUCUGUAGUUAUAAAAAGAUGAGCUGUCCCCGUAGCUAGCAGGCACCAGAAUUACUCUAAAUUACACAAUACAAAUACUUGGUAACACUUUACAAUAACCAUAAUUAAUAAAUGGUAAGUAGAUAGUUUAUUAAUGUUCGAUCAUCAUUUAGAAAUAGCACAUAGAUCAAUUAUAGAUGGCAAAUAGAUAGUUUAUUAAUGUAAGUUAAUAGUUACUUUACCAUUAACAAGCAAUGAAGUUAUAAUUAAUAAGUUUCAUUAAUUAUUAAUGGACUCUUUAUUAAAGGUUUAUAUAGGGUUUUUAAAUAUUGGUUGUAAAACAUCUAGAUUAAAAUAUGUGUCAGUCGCACUUUGUAAAUGGUUAAUAUUUGGUUUUUAAACCAUCUUUAAAAAUUACUCAGAUGGUUACUGUAAAGUUAGGGUUAGGUUUUUAAAAUUGUAAAAUUUACAAUUUAUUAAUGGUCUGUAUGCUAUUUAUAAAUGAUGAUUAAACAUCAAUAAACUAUCUGCUUACCAUUUAUUUACUUGUAAAGUGUUACCAAAUACUUUUAUUAUUUCAAGAUUGAAAUACCAAUCUUGGGUUGUUUCUUAUGGAAAAGUCAGUCUCUGCAACUGUCAGAUCGCUAUUUUGCUCUACUACCCUCAUGUAAAUAAUCAUGAAGGACCAAUGGCAUCCAAUAGCCUGAUUGGCUGUUGUUUUAUUCUACAUGAUAGUUCAGAGAGUGCAUGCUUAUACAGCCAUAAAUCCUGCAAGCUCAUCCAAAAACUCUGGAGAUUAUUGUUGGACUGUAGGAGCCAGGCCCCAAAUCAGCCCAAUUAUCUUGUGCUUAACCUAACAAUGUUUUUCGACUUUGUGAGUAUAUCAACACAUGCAAAACUUGCUAACUCUUCACCCUAUCUGGAUCCUUCUUGUGUAAACCACUACGACACUGUGCCGCUCACAUGAGAACAUUAAGACACUCAUGUCAUUGAAAAAAAAACAUCAAAGUCAUUAAUUAAACAAUGUAACCCAUGAAAAAUGUCAGUGUUUCUGUCCCAGAUAUACGCAGAUAUGAAUUAGUUGUAUGAUAAUUAAAAUUAAACAUGUCCAAGAGAAUUAAUGUACAUCAGCUAACAAAUUCAUUAGUCUAACUUUGCCUUUUAAAUGCUGUUUUAAUUAAAUGCUUGCUUCCUGUGAGCCACCCUCUCACGUGUCCCUCUGAGUCCAGCAGGGCCUCUUUGUGUGUGUGACAUUAGUAUACUGUCAUCUACUGUUUCUACUGCGGGAUGUUGUUUGGCUCAAAACCUGUUUCAUCUCCAUCUCUGCAUUUUUUUUUCCCAUGAGAAGUCCACGGCAGAAUCUUUGGUCUCAUCAGGGGGAAUCUGCAGAUGUUUGUAAAUACGCUUGUGGCUGCGAAGACCACGGAGGACCUGCCCUUCAAACAGUUUGAUGUUGAGGCUUUAUUAGAAGUGGGUUUCUCGGGAAACCAUGAUCACUGGGCUCGCUCGCUGAAUGUAUUUGGAGUGUGGCUUCUUGCAUGUCAUUGGAAACGUGGUUUUCUUUGCAUACGCCCAUCCCCAUGCAUCUCCAGGCUGCAUCCCACAAUGAGCCAACUAUGAAUCAGUGGAUGCUGUUUGUAUAUUACAGAUCUACAUAAACCGCUUAAAUUUGGCCUUAACGAAAGUUAUAAGGUUACAGCGGAGAUCUGAGGAGAAAUUUAUCUUAAAUUAAAGGUUUGGGUUUUACAGCAUCGUGCACGAACAUGUUAUUUCAUACUAGUGUGUAUUUAUGUAUGAUUAAAACUUGCAACAGGUAAAAGUCUAAUUUAGAGCAGAUGUCUUGGAAAAUAAUGGUCAUAAAUGCUCAAGUUUAGCUAUAGCACAUUAACAUGUACAAUGUUAGUGUCUAAGUAUGCCAGCAGGACCUAAAAGUACAAGAGAUUAGCUUUAUUAAACUCCAUGAAUUACUGUUUUUCGUACGUAAACAGAUUGUUAAAACUGCAAGCUAAUGCUACAAAUCAUGCCAGGAUCAAUCCCACAACCAGUGCAACAUGGACCGUAGCCUCUGUACAUAGAGAACAUGCUCAAAGUGCAAUGCUAAUGGCGCCCCUUGCUCUUGUCUUUUUUUCCUCACACUGUAAACAGGAUGAUUUUUCUCUAAAACUUGUCUGUUUUGAUGAUUACAUGACUAAGCUGUGCGUAGGUUUUCACCAUCAUCACUUUGAUACCGAAAGUUUGGUUGCGUUAGGGUGACCAUAUUCUGACUUCCCAAAAAGGGGACACGACUACGCGGGGGCGGAGGCACAGAGUUGCACAAAGUUAAUUCUGAGAGUUUUUCGGGUCAGAUUGAGUGUCUUUUACGCACUUCUAACUCAGUAAGUUCACGUGACACGAAGCUUACGAACAAAACUGCGGACAUUUGAAGGAUUUUAAAAACUUCCCAGACAAAACUUCCCAGACAGCCCCCCAAAAUAGUGGACAUGUUCGGGUAAAAGAGGACGUAUGAUCACCCUAAAUUGAAUCAGUAUUCCCAACUUGGCAACCCCUACCAAUUGGCUUCAAAAUCCCUCUCUAGAAAGUAAUUGUUGACGUUAAUGAGACGAUGUUAAUCUUUCAUACAUUUGUGAUUGUUUUUGUGUACUAGAGUUUUCAGUCUUAGCUUGCUAAAACCAAAAUGAAAUUCAAACAUUUCACAGCUGGAGAUAUUUUAUUUCAGAUUGUGCUGGAAUAUCCUCUAAACUAGCCCAUUAAGUUGCAAAUGCAUUGAUUUACUUUCUGGUACUCUGGUUUGUUUGUAAGCUUUGCAGGACUCGCUGUAAAUUUGUGAUUAAUGCAUCGAGAGCACGCUCAGCACGUUUCCUUUCAAGUAUGCACCAAAUUCUUUGAUAUGAUGUAUUUCCUUCCUCUCAGUAAGAAACACUUGGGUUUCAUUUGUGUGUAACUGUAUCCGCGGCCACAUUAGGGACUCAUAUUGAAUCAGUUUGUUAAAGGCAGAGUCCGUACCCUGUAAUUUUGGUUUGGUGAAUUGCACGGCCAUCAUCCUCGGCUUGAGCCCCCCACAGAGCAGUUAGAUACUUGGGAUGAAUCUGUGGUAAAAGCCACUAAAAUGGUUGAUGAGGGGCAUUGUGCUUGAAGGCAGAGAGAUGGUUUCAUGAAACCAUUUUAAUGGAAGAAAAGAGACGAGGGUGACUUUUGUUCUUUUUCACUCUCUGCCUUUUAUUUUCAUUUUUUCUUCCUUUCCUCUUUUUUGUAACUUUAUGAUCUUCUAAGUUUAGCACACAAAAGAUCUGUAGGUCUACAAUACUGUCAGCCCAAUCAAUACCAGGACUUAAGUACAUCAUGUGUAGGGGUUAAAGUGUUCAGACAACCAAUAUCUAUUACCAAAUUAAGGAACAGGACGCUCCCUGUAACACAGCGAUGGGAGUUGCACCAAAGAGUUUUCUCACAAUUUGCUCCUCUUCCCUGACUUCUUUUUCCUAAACAACCUUGAGCACUGUUUGGGACACCUAUCGAUGUUCUGCCAGAGAACAAUGGCUCGAACAUUGUCUCGAUAUCAAAGGUUGUAACCUUUGAAGAUGAUAAGAUAAACCUUCCCUUCCUUUACAGCAUCUGACUAACGCUGUCGGACAAAGCCCGGCUGCAGGAGUGGAAGGAGGUGGGAGCUGUUGUCGUGUGUGCCAUUGCAACUUCCUUGGGCUUACCGAUGGCACAAAGAAAACUGUUCCAGCUCAUUGUGUGGGCGUUUGGAAGGUACCGAGUUGGGCUGCAUGUGUACGUCCAUGUGUGUUUGUGUUGGGCGCACAACUAAACUCAGUGGCAGGACAAGUUGAGUCGGAUUUCCUCGAUGUCUUGAUAGAAUUUUUGGUUAGCCGCGUGCAAAAAACGAAAAAGAAAGAUGCUGUGUUUACUCCGUUACUCACCGUACAUUGCUAUGUCUGUAUAUUUGGAAUUAUUUACACAGGUUUUUGUGCAUCUGUCUCUUUUUAACGAUGAAUUUAAGCUGUGAAAACGUUGUCAGUGCUAACUUCGGCCUUUAAACUGGUUUUCCACUUGCCCUUAUGAAGCUGGUCGGUUGGUCAGUCAGUCUUUAGGUCAGUCGGCUGUUCAGUCUUUAGGUCAGUCGGGCGGUCUGUCUUUAGGUCGGUAUUCAGGUAGGUUGGCCGGUCGGUCUUUAAGUAAGUCAGCCGGUUGGUCUUUAGGUCGGUAUUCAGGUAGGUCGGCCGGUUGGUCGGUCUUUAGGUCAGUCAGUCGGUUGGUCGACCGGUCAGUGUUUAGGUCGGUCUUCAGGCCGGUGGGUCGGCCGGUGCGUCUUUAUGUCAGUUGGUCGGUUGGUCUUUAGGUCGGUCGGUUGUUAGGGUGGUCAGUUGGUCGGUCUUUAGGUGGGUUGGUCAGUCGGUCUUUAGGUCAGUCUAUAGGUUGGUCUUUAGGUUGGUCGGUCAGUCUGUCUUUAGGUUGGUCGGUCAGUCUUUAGGUUGGUCAGUCGGUCGGUCUUUAGGUAGAUAGAUCUUGAUUUGACCAUUUCACCUUUAACUUUCUGCCCUUGUAUAUUUAGAAUGAACCCAUAUCCCUCUUAAAUCCUCUGAAGACUCUUUCCAUUCUGAAUCCUCUGCCGUGUGACUAAAAUACUUUGAGCGAUGACGUGAACUCUCUGGGGUAAAGAAGGUAUCUAAAGGAAUGAGGAGGAAAACCCAGAGGCGUAUCAGCGGUGCAAAUUCACCUCACAGGUUGACUACACCAUAAAACACAUUCAAAGGGAGGGGAAAAAUCUCUCCAUACUUCGAAUAAUUCAUUUUCAUCCUUGGUGAGGAUCUUAAUCAUGUGCAGUGUACCUGAAGAUGAUGCUGAUUUAAAAUUACUUGAUUGUUUUGUGCCAUUAUUCUCACAAGUAAUUUGCAAGUAGUUUUACAUUUGUCUCUGACAUGCAUGAGCCUGGAGUCUUUAUUUUAAGAUGUUUCACCUCUCGCAUGAGUUUUAUUCAAACGGACCACCCUGUGAGACAGACUUUCUUACACAAAGACAACACAGGGUGGCUGGUGUGCAAUGAACCAGUCGCUUGCUUUGCUUUUCAAACCAGUCAACUGGCAAAUUCAUCAGCUACCAAAAUAAUCAAACCUCCCCCUGAGUUGAAAGUACAUGUAUUUUGUAGGUGCUGAAAACUCCUAAGAGAUUUCUACAAGUUAUCCUCAAUGUGACCUGAUUUCUUCCAGUGUUGACAUUAAAAUAGAAGCAAUAAAUGAUGAUCUAUCAACUUCUCAACUUUCUAAAAAGAAAAGUCUCUGAUUGGCUCUUAUAUAAAUGGCCUCAAAGUUCAGUUUGUCAUCAGGGAUUAUACCAAAGUAUAUCUACUGGCUUUCUGUCUCUACAGUUAAGUUGAUGACAGAUUGAGCCUGACGAAAAAUGAAUGAACAUUUCAUUUUAUCUUGGAGACAUUAAGAUGCGAGAUUCAUCACACUGUUUAAUGAAAUGUCCAGGAUCUGGACUGUGGCCAACCUCAUAGUCCUGCAGCGGUCCUGACUAUCACUGACUCGUCAGCAGGUUUAAUUGUAAACAGUGACUCAAACUUACUCUGACAGUCAUUUGUGUACAACAGAAAUAACAAAGGGGACAAAACACACCCCUGAGGUGGGCCUGUUGUACACUUUAAGACCUCAUUGUUAGGAAAUCAACCAGCUGACAUGCAGCACCAAAGUCAAAGUUAAACUCGCUGUUUUAAAAAGGUGAUAAGCCAUGUUAGUUAUGAGUUUCACAUUGUGAAAAAUACUUCAUUUUUACACUUUUGGCCCACACUAAGAAUGCAAACUUUUCUAAAACACCCCCUUUAUGAUUGCUGCAUAGCCUCUGUUGUGAUUUUUCUUCAUUGUCUUCGAUCGUCUUUCAAAUCAGACUCAAAAUCUACAAUCAAGGGAAACACUUUAAAACCAUUUCUGCUAUGAUACACAACUUUUCAAAGCCGCACUUCUGCAUAACUGUUAGAUUUCAUUUACAGUUUUAGCAACAAUCCAGCAUCUUUGUAACUCUGCAGUACCUGCAGUCCCUGAACUCGGUACUGACUGAUGAUUCAGGUUUCCUCCUGUGGCAUACCUCCAGUUGGCACACAGUGCGGGGGAGAGAGAUCCUAUAAGGAAUGUGCAUACAGUAUAUGCAUAAAAUCGAGUGUGUUGGUGAGAUGCUGUGCUUGUUAAACCUUUUUUUUCUCUUUAAAAGCCCAGAGAAGGGUGCUAAGAGACCAACACCUCCAAACGUCUUUGUAAUGUGAUGCAGCGCGCCGCUUGUUUGCCAUCGGUGUUAUCUGAAGGCAUGCGUCCAGAGACUUGUCAUCAGGUUGCUCUGUUUGCCUUUCCACUCGACCAAAGCAGUUUACAGGAAAGCCAACCACCUGCUAUCGAGCAUAAUACCGCUCAGGAUGUUUGCCUGCCGCUUGUUUAUCUGUGUUUGUGCAAUGAGGAGAGAGGAGGUUUUAAAUCAGGAGAAUACUGAGAAACUUGUUCACGGAGAGAGCUUAAAGCAACAGUGAAAGAAAAAAAAAAGGCACACGAAGAAACACUCAAACGGAUCAUGUUUAAAUAAGCUUUUCUGGGUGUUUCCUGUUGAAAUGAAGCAGAUAGAGUCACAGUUUGUUUGGGUGUUGUGGUCAGGGAGCAGGAUGUUAUGAACCUCUGGGACACCACAUUUGCUGAGGUCAGUCGGGGAAGGCCAUUUUGGGUCCACAGCGCUGUCGGGUCUCCACCUUGUGGCUUGGACUCUGUCUUGCAGUGCUGAACAACUGCCUGGCACACAGACUCAGACUAACACCACACACACACACACACACACACACACUGCACUCGCCCAUCAGAGCCAAAGUAAAAUAAGGUCAAAGAAACGGGCUGAAAGAAAUCUCUCUCCUGACAUUGUGAAGCAGACAAGAUAAUAACCACCAGCAGUAUUAGUCCAUUUCUAAAUAAUAUAUUCACCAAAAUUAAAUUAGCUCAACUAAAGGACCUUGUUUUUCUUUUAGAGUAGGGUGACAUAUAUUUUACGUCCUGAUGUUAGCAUUGUUUACGAGAGCAUUUUGGCGAGCAACAUUAUCACCAAUUGCCAUGUAAACAAUCCGCCUCUACCAGGAGGCUAUACUGUUUUUGAGAAACACAUAUCUCUUUCAUAAUCAGUUCAUUUGGAUGCAGUAACGCUUAUUUCCAUGCCUCUCUUCCUGUUAGGAUGGCAGCUGAGGUCAUUUGUGUUUUAUAAGUGCCCACAAAGGUUUCACUGUGCACUGACACAGACAUUAGGGUUUGAGUUAUUGAUCAAACUAUCAAAAAUAGAAAUAUUUAACCAUGUGAAAAUAUAAUAAAUCUGAUGGCAGUUAAGUUUUUAAGGCUAUUAUGCUGCUGAUACCACCACAACAGAUCCAUGUAGUUUAAGGUUUUGUUCUAAAUCAGACCUGGGCAUUUGGAUGUCCCCGUCGGCCCUUCGUGUGGUCUGUCAAUCAAAUCAUCAACAUGCUAUAAAAGUGUGUCACUUUUAUCAUGAAAACAUAGCCGUUGUUUUAUCUCCAUUUGGACACACGUGCGUAAAUCCUAGAUCUGCAUUCAUGAACAGAGACAAGUUUAAACAUCGGCAAAACAUUCGUAGACGCCUUAGAGUUGCCAAGUCCGUUUAUUAUAAACAAUUUUCGGCUUGUUUCUCCCAGAAGUCGCUUGUAAAACUCGUGAGUCGUGGGUGCGCUUUUGGGGGCUUGUUUUUUACCAGUAGUUCUUGCUUUUCUGUAUGUGUGAACCCCCUGAUUUGAAGUUAAAGUUAUUGUUGGUUCGGCCCUCCAACUCAGUUCAGGUUUCUCAUGUGGCCCCAUGUAAAAAUUACUUGCCCACCCCUGUUCUAAAUAAUGUUCAAACAGUGCAGGAUAAACACUGGUUGGUAUAGAAUUUACUUCAAAAUCAACCCGUAAAAAUCUAUGAUUCAAAGCCAAGUUCUGCAGCUGUAGGGAGCGUCCCUUACCCCCCUUCACCUAGACUCUAACAUGCUCUCAGCAGCUAGAUCUGAUUAUAAACCUGAGCAAGGCAGUGCGUAAGAGGGAGUAGACAUCCUGUGUGGAGAGUUAUAAGCUCCGGGGUCACGAGGUCAGGAGUGAAACCUGACAUCACACCUUGAGUAUGCAGAGCAAAAACACAUGCCUGCAAAGCCCCGGCAAUAACGUGUAAUUUAUUGGUGUAAGAGUGGACUUAACCUCUGUGUGUCUUCGAUAAAAAGUAACACUAAGAGAUAUGGACCGACUCAACACUUCUCAUGUCAGCUUUAAUUUAGUGAGAGCUUGGCACCUCUCCAGAAAAAGCAGCAAAGGAAUCUUUACUGCAGAGAAAUGAUCAUUUUGUCAUAAAAUUAAAUACAAGUAUUCUCCUCCAUAAGGUGUGCCUACUUUGAAGUAAAUAAGGGUGUUUGCUUUUAUUUGUACUCUAUAGGUGAAGCCGCUGCUUUAGCUAUUUCCGAGCAUGUCAUUUCAAGUUCUUAAUGACAUGGUUCAGGACUUUGUGAGCCAUAAGAGCAUGACUGAAAGGCAGAAAAAGAAGAAGAGAGAGAGAGAGAGAGAAAAAAAAAAACUGUCCAACCCCUUUAGAAGAUUUCCUGUUUCAUGAAAAGUGCACACAUACUGUGAGUCAUAUAGGGCAAGUCCUGCCUGGUGUGUUUACUCUGCUCCUUCUGCUCGGAGCUGUGAGGGAGUUCAGAGAGGAGCAACAGGCGGACUCUGAAGUCUGGAUAUCUUUACUCGUGAAGACUUCUUCGGUUAAUUAAUGAGAGAAAGAGGAGCGUCUAGUCCGUUUCUAAAUGGAGCUACUUCGGUUUUCCGCUUUUUGGUGUGGAACGAUACUCUUUGCUAGUCUGCUGCUGGAGGAGGCGGGUGAGUUAAAAGUUUCUGAGAAAAGUUGCCAAAAAAACUACACGACGGCUGCGUCUAAUUAAAGCUGCGACGUAACCGUGAGGCUGCGUCUAUAAACUGUUAGUGCGAUUUAAAGCGUCUUUUUUUGGCAUAAAUAGAGAGCUUUAUGUCUUUAUUUUGAAUUUUUUGUAUUUCAAAAGAGUUAGUAUCACUUUAAAUUUAAAUAACGUGAUUAAAACAAAUGUGAGUUUCCUCUUAUUAACACCGCCUGAAGUUUUUAUUUUAGCUAACUGUACGUGGGCUCCUCUCAUAUCUGCAUCUCUGAGGUGUACUCACGUCGCUUAGGGUCCACCAGCCCCCCUAUAGAGUAUACUAUCUUACCUUCAUGUACCUCAGACUCAGUCCUAGAGGCACCAAGUGGCUUUGGCUGCUCUAAAUCCUCUUCCCCCCCUUCUCUGCAAUUAUAUGUAGCCCUGGGUGACAAUUACUACCAUUCAUCCCCUCCACAGCACCGCCUCUUGGGUUUAAAUGACAUGCUCUUUCAGAGGAUUGCUCUAAUGAUAUAAUUACUCUGGCUCAACCACCUUCCCACUCAGUUAUGUGCUAUCUGUCCCCCUCAGUGCGGAUUUACUUCAAACCAUCACCAAGAGUUCCAAACCUCUAUGUUAGGUGGGUCGGUCAAGAGCUGAGGUACUGUAAUUUGAUGUGAGAGUAGGUGAGAUGAGCCAUUUUUCAUAUUUCAGGUCAUUACUACAAGGCAAUCUUAGUUUUGUCUCUAAUUAGUGUAUCUGAAUAUAUUUCAAGAUGUUGUGCAUCCCUGCAAAACCAACAGAAUGAGUGUAAACAUAACUGUCUUGAUAAUAUAGCAACAGGGGGUGGCUCAACUUACCCUUUGGCUCAACUUACCCCACUCUCUCCUACCACAGAGCAUAACUUUAAUAUCCUCAAUAUCCUUAAAUGCUCAAUGUGAGGAUUGAGCAUUUCAGCUCUUUUUAGUGAGUUGGACCUUUUGACUCACAAAUGCAAAAGUAUAAUGAUUGACAAUUUAUUAAUGAAUGAAGAUGAUUGAUACAGCAUGCAAAAGUGUUACCAUGUUUGGCUCUUAGGUUCCCAAAAUGAGACAUUUUUACAGUCAAAACAAGCGGACAAAAGCGAGUUCAAAUAGCUGGCUCGUCUGCAAUCAGCUCCUGUUAUCUCAUUCAUCAUCUGACUAAAGUACAGCAGCAGGGACAGGAUGCCAUCAACCCCCAGUUCACUACAGUCGCAGGUUGUGCAGAGUUUCAGUCUACAGAGCUAACUCCCCCGGCAGCUUUGAUGGUUUGACACACCAGGCUUUUUGUUCAGGUGUUAAAACCCACACACAAGCAGCACCUUUUCCUCUACUUAAUGUGAAGUCAGGGGUGAACUUUCUUCUUCACUGUCUCUUCAAACUUCUGAGUAGUCUGGUUUUACUUACAGUUCCCACUCUGAAAUAUCUCCCUUUGUGGUCAUGUGAUCAAGGGCGCAACUAGAGCCAUUUUAAGACAAGCAGCGUCUGCUCCUGAAACAUCACAUAUGUUUGUUUACGGUUCUUUUAUCCGGAUUUCAUAUUUAAACUUCAGUUUAUAACCCAGUUUUUCUCCUAAGUUUGCUUUCGGUUUAUGUAAUAUUUUGCAAAGCUCGACUUCCUGCCCACGUGGAGCACACAAGUACAGUUCUGUGGUUUUUGCUUAAGCAGAGCUGUCACGUGUUUUGUCAUUUCCUCUUUUGUUUUCUUGCAGAUGCUUUCUCAACACGAGUUUGUAACUUGUAACAUUUCUUUCUCAUCCAUUUCAUCUCUUGAUUAACCCAUGUGAGGGGCCUGCUUGUGUCUAAAUGGUGCUCCUUGAGUCUUCUUUGUGUACACUUGAAGAAACCCAUCAGAGUCACUGGGGAUUGUUCUUGAGAGACAUUCCUUCCUGAUGAUGCCUCACCCACUUGUGCUAAAUUGAUCCUGGGAAAUUUGGAGUAUCCUUGAUUAGGGUAAUUUCCAGCUCCUUGCUCCUAUAGCUGUGCUUUAAUGUGGUGGAAAAGGAGAGUUUUACUCAACUUCUCCCUCCGUAAACCAAACAGAGGGAGUGUACCUGGUUUAUUUUUUUUCAUGGUUAGCAAGUGCAAACUGUAGUCGAAGAAUAUCUGUUGGAAUCAAACACUCACCAACAUGUAAACACAGGCACACCAAUUUUUUUUCUCGCUAAACAUUCACAGACACUGUCUCCCUUUUUUGUGAUAUUCAUGAGCAGAACUGGCAAGACACCUUUCGAGAUGGGGAGCCGAUUCAUCGGCGUGACAAAUUAGAGACUCCUCAGCGAGGGGAUGCAUCCGUGUCUCUUUUGUUUGUUGUUCUUGCCUGUCUGCCAGUUGUCUCCUCAGAUGAUUAUCAAACCCACAGGCACUCAUCACACAAUCUUGUCUGUCUCACUGAUACGGCUCUGCUGCCUGCCUGCCGGCAAAGUCAAGUCUGAACAUGACCAAAGAAGGUGGAUGCCACUGCGCUCUGCUCUUAUUGUUCAGACUUCACAGGGGAAAAAUCCGUCCGGCCCUCUGGGAUGAAAUAGUUUGGAUUUUCUUGUGGUUUUGUUAAAAAUCCGCUACUUAUUGGAACAUUCCAGAAGAAACUCUUUAGCUGAUGAGAGUUUUUAUGUUUUUCAUGCUGAGAGUUUUAGUUAUUAAACUCCAUGGUCAUGUUUGUAUUUUGAGAAUAUCAAAAGCUGUUGAGUUUAAUCAAUAAAUAAAGGCGAUGUGAGUCAUUAAGAAUGUUUUAAAGGUACACUUAGAGACGAUAUGAAGAGGAUUAAGCCUUUCAUUGUCAGGGUUAAAUGAGUGCUGUAGUGCUCUCGACAUAAACUGUGUCUAUUCAUCAGCUCAGGGUGACGACCAUGGUUGCUCAAAGACUUUCGGCUUUAAAGAGCCAGAUGAGAAAAUGACCAUUUCUAAGCUGAAUUAUUCCCUCGUUUAACAUUUCCCAGUUGAGUUUGUGUUUUUAACAGCGACCCGGCCUCAGGUCAUCUUCAAUGCAGUAAUUAUUGUCCAAUUUGGAGUAAAUGUACAAAAAAGCAGGCCCCACUUUGAGAAACUCAUCAUCGUUUCUUUUUCUAGAAUCCAACAGGAUGAAAAUAAAAAGAUUGUGCAAGUUCUGUGAUGUCCGGACAACCAGCUGCACGGGGAAAGGGAGCUGCAAGGUGGAGUGUGAAAUCACAGCCAUCUGCCCCAGUGACGACGACGUGUGUGUCAGUAUCUGGUGAGUGUCUUGACAUAUAUCAGUGCAAAGGUGGUUGAAUGACUAAACACAUGGAGCUUUUGAAUAGUAACAUAAGGGAACAAUAGAUACUUAAACACUAAUCGGAUCAGGUACCUUUUUGCUCUUGGGAAAUGUGCUAGAUUGUGUUCAUCAGAGUGACCUUUUCCUCUGAACACUGUCAGUGAGUUGGAUUAUGACUGUAUGUGAGCACCAUCACCAUGGAAUCUGACUGUCAACGUGAAAAGCAGCAGGAGGCCGAUUUGCGUUGGUGUUAAAAGCUUUAGGCCGUGCUGCUGUUUCUCAUUAUAUUAGCAGCGAUGCGGGCAAGCUAUGAGCUGAGGUCAGCAGAAAGCUAACGACAUACGGACAGCAGCACCUCUUUAAGAUGUUUCUCACAUCCUCGCUCAGUGGGGAAGCAAAAUUUAAAUAUGUAUAUUUGUGCAGUUUCAGGGUUUUCCAUGUUUCUUGUUUGUGAUGGCGUUUAAAAAUUCUUGCUGUUCGUAACCUCUGUGUUGAGCCAUUUACAUACUGCUGAGACUGUAGACUGCUGAAAAAGAUAAAUUUGACUUUUGCAGUCACCACUUAAUCACUGCACGGCUGAAAAAUUGCUUUAUUUGCACAACUGUAGACAUGCCAACACUGACUUGUUACGUUAUAAUACAGAUUUGUGAAAUGCUCAGUUCGCUGCCAAAGAGCACAAAUCAAACUUAAUCCAGUAAAUGGCAGCUUUUUCUCCUGCGUGUUUUCCUUUUCUAAGGAGAAAGAAAGACGACAACGUCACCUUCGAUACGGUCUGCCACAGCCCGUCUCAGAAGCUGUACGGUUUGGUCCUGGAGGAUCACAACAACAGCAAGUGUGAGAUGAAAGAGAGAAAGGGCAUGGGUUCACAGUUCUUUAUCUGCUCCUGCUCAGUGGACGAGUGCAAUGAACACGUCUUCUUCAACUCAAGUAAGUUAAGACACGAUUAUUUCACUCUCUUCUCCACCUCUCAAACUUUCAAACAACAUUCAUUCUUGUAAUUUUACUUUUUGAUAUGAUAUGAUGGGGAUUGAACAACGUGCAGUGACUGAAAACUCCUGGCUGUAGCGAAUAGUUGAACAAUUUUGAGAAAUGUGUUUAUGGCUUCACGGGUAAGAUGGGAUGAUUGACACUGUUGUCAUGUCAGUAGGUUAAAUAAAGCGCUACAGCAUCCUCAGGACCAAAAUGUGAGCAUGUGCCUUGUAGCGAGCUUGUGUUGUUGAAGGUUACUGAACUAGCAAACCAAACAAGCCAAUAACAAAACUGACUCGUUUACAAGUCCAGUAAGGUGUUAACCCUUUUUUUCCCAGUCAUAAUGAUAAGCUAAGUUUUUCAUUACUGCUAGAAUCACUUAGUAAUGUAAUGAAAUGUGGUGCAAUGUGAUACUAUCACAUAUUAAUAUAAUGUAAUUCAGUAUGAUGCAAUGGAUAUGAUGCAGUAUGGUAAAAAUGUAAUUAAACAAAAUCUGAAGCAAUACAAAGAUGCAAAAUACUACAACAUAAUACAAAGUAAAAAUGGUACAAAGCAGUAUGAUACAUAACAGUACUGUACUGUCGCAUUACGUUACGUCACUUUAUGCUAUGUUACUUUACGCUACUUUACACUACGCUAUGUUAUGCUAUUUUACAUUAUGUUAGGUUAAGUUAUGUUACAUUACAUUGUGUUGUGUUACAUUACGCUACAUUGCAUUCUGUUAUAUUACGCUACGUUACAUUACGCUACGUUAUGUUAUGUUACAUUGCGCUACAUUACGUCACGUUACACUAUGUUACGAUACAAUAUGCUAGGAUGGAUAUAACAAAUAUGAUGCGUUAUGUUACACCACAAUAUGAUAAGUUAAGAUAUGAUAUGAUAUUGUACAGCACAACACAACAUGAUACGAUACAAUACAAUAGGACAGAUACGACAGAUAUUAUAAGUUACAUUUCAACACAAUAUGAAACGAUACCAUAUGAUUUAGAUUUGACACAAUGAGUCAGUCUUGACCGACUAAACAAUGUUAUACCUUUUCUUCUCUUGUCUGUCGCUCUUGCCCGAGUACAGUUUAUUUGCAGUUGAGUUCUAGCAGGACAUUUUUAUAUAUGUUUGAAAAAAUCAAUGUAGUCAUGGUCGACCUAAUACUGUUACGCCACCUCCUAUCAGCUUGUUAUGCAUGAAUGCAAACACAUGUCCACCAUAACACUCCAGAUACAUGAUUACCAACAGGCUCAGGAAACAUUGACUGGUAGAAUCUGGUUACAACAUUGGCCCUGGAAUCAGAUGUAUUUUGACUACAGCAUCUAGGCAGUAAUAAUAACACUGAGGUACGUCUCUGCGACCUGGCUGUGCACAAAUUGAAAGCAUCUGCACAGUGCAAAUCACGUAAUGGAAAUACAACAGCUCGCUGCCGAGAAUGUCUGUGCUCUCUCUGUAACUUCCCAGCAACUUUCAUGAGACAGUGUUGUAAUGAAGGAGCAGUGGCAGAAAUAACAACGGUGAGGCAACAAUAGCAGUGGACUUCAAUUAAUUUCUACCAGCUUGCGAGUAGUGUCUCAUUGUUUUGUUGCUCUGAUUAAACUCUUGCCUACAGAAAUCUUGUUCCCAUGACAGGCGGAUAAAUAUAGGACACUGCAAAAACAAAACAGCCAGGACACAAGUUAGAGGAAGUCCCGGGUCCCAUGUCAGCUGACUUAUUUCGGAGUUCUUGCACAUGUAAGCCAAUGGGCCUUAUGUUUGUCAGGAUGGCACAUACAGAAUUUAUUUGUACUGGCAAGAGGGAUUCAAGGGAGACCAGAUUUGGGAACAGGAAGCUUGUAAAGAGAGGUGACUGUCUUAAAUAUUUAUCAAUCAUGAAUCUGUUAGUAGAGCUUAAAGUUUAAAGCUCCUGUGAAGAGUUUUAAACUGGUCGUAAAAUAGACUACAUUUUGUAUUAUUGCCUCCCUGUGACCCAAAAAAACAAACAAGACCAUUGAGAGGAAGGGUGACUAUCUUUAUUUUGUUAUUUUUAAAGCCAGAAACUAUAAGCAGGGGGUAGGGUUGCCAUACUAAGAGACCAAUCUAAUUCACUGUUAAAUAAAGUGGAGUGUGCCCACGAUGCAAAGCAUGCUUUCAUUUUCACAUCCAACUGUAGGUCUUAAUCGCUUGUCACCACAUCCUCACCUCCUGAAUUUAACAGUAAAACUCACUCACAGUAACCUUUCUCCCCUGAACAUUUAAUAAUUCAUACUUUUUUGUGAGUGCUUUGGCCAAAGCCGAGCGAGUUCAGGAGGCACAGUGACAGAUCUGUUGUGAGAAAUAGCUUCUUAUUCAGUGAGAAUAAAAACAAACUGUCCGGGGCCGUGUUGAGGAUUUCAGACAUGUGGUUUCCUGUUUAGUAAAAAGAAAAUAGAGAGAAGCUGAGGGUUUGACUGGGCUGGGACCUCCUCUGUUAUUUUAACCCAUCUCUUUUCUCACAUCUGCAGUCUCCUCACGAAUGAUAUUCACUUAUAAUGGUAAACUUUUAAGCAUACAGUGUUUGAAAUCUAAAGAAAAGCCCAAGAAAGUCACGAGGCACUUAAGGAGGUAGACACUGUGUAAAAGAUUAAAUUCGGAGCUCAUCAAACUGCGGACCAAUUUGGGUUUUCUGUCUAGAAAAAUAGCUUUUAUAAGCUUUUUUUUAUGGCUGCAGUCUGAAAAACUGCUCCUUAAACACAACACAAGCAUAAACUUUCACUGUUUGCCAAAAACGCAGCAGCUCCCAGACACACCGCGGCUAAAAUUGUAAGAAUCAGACACACUGUAAAGGGAAACAAUAUGUGGUUGGCUGGGUCAGGGUUUGGAGCACUUUGCCUUUGUGGCCCGAGCGCUAACUUUAGCUUUUAGAUGCUUCCAGACAUUCCACAGGAGGGGGGUCAGUUUGCCCCGCUGUUCUGAGGAUAUUAAUUUACUCCUAACUAGAUGCUGCUGAUACAAUCUGCUGAGACGGAAUUUGAGUUUCAUUUCUUUUUUAUUCUGGGAGACAAAUUGGGUUUUUUUUCUUUUUUUUUUGUAUUUAUAGUCAUUCCAAAACGCACAAGUGGAAAAUUACAGUGUUUGAAAGGGGCUUAGAAAAUGUUCACACAGAGACAAAACCACAAAUCCAAGCCAAUCAUAAAACGUCCGGUUGUUUUUAAAUUACAAAUUAGAUGGAAAAUAAAGCUAUUAUUAAACUUUUCAGUGUUUUAAACAGCAAAUCAAGUGUCAAAUAUGCAUAAACAGCCUUUAAUUCUAUAAUAACUAUAUCUGCUUACACAACUGAAAUGACGUAACCAAAGGUUAGGAGCAGCUGCAGAGAAAGUGUGUUGAAGUCAUAUUAAAACUCUUUAUCAGACAUAGACGAUGGACUUUUUAAAGCUGUAUUUCCUGUUUAUAACCACAUAGGCAGCAACACUCACAUAUCACUAAAUACUGCAUUCACUCUCCUUAUUUAGUUCUCUUUGGAUCAGCACCGUUCCUUUGGUUAAUUUCUACUUAAACCUCCUGGAGUGAGUUUGUAUCUAAUAUAAAACAGACUGAAUCAAAUAUUAAUGUUUCUUUUUAUUCUUUUAGUUUCGUUUAUUGUGACAGAGACAGCAUACAGCCUUUCAGCUGUACUAGAGUUAGCCUCAAGCUAGUCCACAUAACCACUGUGCAACAACACCAGGAACCUUCACAGUGACAUUAACUGUAUAAUUUUAAAUUAGGAUAUCAAAAUGUUAGAAGCUAAAAGCACUACAGUAUAAAAACAACUUCACAAUAAUGCACUAUUACUCCACAGCUUGUACUUCCCACAGUGGAGUACACCUACACCUAUGAAAAUACUAAAAAAGCUGAAUGCAAAUUUACACAGAUUCAAAACAAACUAAAAUAUCUUAAAAAUGCUCCGAUUUAUUCACCACCUAAUAGUUUAUUUUGUCAGUUUCUGGUUUAGAGAUGUGAAUUUAUUCCAAAAGGAUAUUAUUAGACUGAUUUUGUUGUAAUCAUACGCAACAGGGUUUAUGAAAAGGAGUCGGUAACACUCUAUUUGACGCCUAUCUCUAUAACACAUUAUAAAUAUAUGUAUAAUGCAUUAUAAUCACACUACAGCAUUGUGUAACUACAGUUAUAAACACUCAUAAAUGAUCGUAAUGCUUUAUAGCUAUAAUCAUGACACAUUAUAAAGCAUUUUAUCAUGACUUACAAGGUCAGGUAUUAUAAUGUGUUAUAACUGACCUUGUAAGUCAUGAUAAAAUGCUUUAUAAUGUGUCAUGAUUAUAGCUAUAAAGCAUUAUGAUCAUUUAUGAGUGCUUAUAACUAUAGUAUUACAGUGUUAUAGUGUGAUUAUAACACAUUAUACAUAUAUUUAUAAUGCGUCAUAGAGAGGCGUCAAAUAAAGUGAUACCGAGGGGCCAAACAGUAGCGUUAGCAUAAAACCAAAACAAUGAGCUGAAACAGGUUAAAACACUCAAACAGGGGCCGCUGAGUUGAGGUUUGAUUCUUCACAUCAUCUUUUGUCCUUUCAGACAUGGAUUCCCAGGUGGUUGCGGUCAUCUUGGUGAGCCUGGUGCCCUUGCUGGUCAUGGCGGUCGUCGUCAUCACUUCCUUCUACUGCUACAGGGUCUACCGCCAACGUCAAGCCAGCUCCAAACGCAAGAUGGACUUCAGCGACGCUCACGCCAUCAUGAUAGACGAAGAAGGUUCAGACAGCAGCUCCACGCACGCCAACAACCUCAACCACAACACGGAGCUGCUCCCCAUCGAGCUGGACGUCCAGGUCGGGAAGGGGCGCUUCGCAGAGGUUUACAAAGCCAAGCUGAAGCAGGGCUCCACUGUGAGCGAGGAGCAGGGCUUCGAGACCGUCGCUGUUAAGAUUUUCCAGUAUGAGGAGUACGCAUCGUGGAAGAAUGAGAAGGAAAUAUUCUCAGACGCCGAUUUGAGGCAUGAAAAUGUGCUUCACUUCCUGACAGCAGAGGAGAGGAAGGUGCAGAGACAGUACUGGUUGAUAACAGCCUACCAGCCGAGGGGGAAUCUGCAAGAAUACUUGAUUCACCACAUUGUCAACUGGCAUGACCUGUGGCUGCUCGGGGGUUCACUAGCCCAAGGAGUGGCUCACCUCCACAGCGACCACACCCCCUGUGGCCGCUAUAAGAUCCCCAUCGCUCACAGGGACAUUAAGAGCUCAAACAUACUGGUGAAAAGCGACCUCACGUGCUGCCUGUGCGACUUUGGCCUCGCCCUCCGCCUGGACAACACUCUAUCUGUGGACGAGUUAGCAAACAGCGGGCAGGUGAGGCCUCUUUUAAUCCUAUAUUUGGGAGUUUAAUUUAGUUUUUCUUGGCUUCGGUCCCUGCAGAGAUGAAAAAAGAAAAAAAAAACUCCUCCUCUGUUAUAAUUUGCACUGGCACCCCAGACACAAACCAAUCGAACCCUGUGGUUUAUAUCUUUGAAGUUAUCAGACCGUGAAAAGAGCCGCGCUAUCAAUCAAACUUUCAUUCCUGAUCUCAUCACUCAGGGACACCAUCUCUAAAUAUUAUACACUCCCUCUAUCUUGCCCCCUGAUGGAUAAUGCUGAUAGAAACAGUGCUGUAAGUGUUCUUAGGGUUGAUGUUAUAUUAUACUCUCAUAACAAACAGGCCUGAUUGAUUCUUAAUGGACUCAUUACCCUGAUGUAAUAGGCAAGAGUCUUAUUACACUCUGUUAUGAGAAUGAGUCAUUAUGAAAAGGCUUCACCCUUUGCUGCGCAGCACACCUAAUGCAUUGUAAUUCCUUCACUACAUUUUCAAGUGAGCAGCCCGUAAACUCAUUUUCCAAGGUUGUUAUUAUGUUCAGACAAGCGGCGUGCUGUUGUUCGCAGAGCUACCUUUGUUUUUCCAAUCAUGUCAUACAUCAAACGUGGUUUAAUUCAGGUAAAUGUGAGAGGACGCAUUACCGCGGCAGGUAAAUAACACCGGAUACCUUUUGCAUGUAUUUUGUUGAAAACAAAAAUAGUAAUUGGUUUCAAACGGCUUUAUUUUUUAGGGGCCGUAGCAUUUUGUUUAAGACAUGAAUUAUACAUCAGGUUAUAAUGAUGCUCUUUGAUCACACUGGAUUUUUUUUUUCCCUUGUUUGUUUUCGUAGGUGGGAACAGCCAGGUACAUGGCCCCCGAGGUGCUGGAGUCCAGAAUCAACCUAGAAAACAUCGAGUCUUUCAAACAGGCUGAUGUUUAUUCCAUGGCUCUUGUGCUGUGGGAGAUCAUCUCCAGGUGUAGCGCAAUUGGAGGUAAGAUGUGAUCAGAUACACAUGGGCUCAGGAUGAAUCGCGGCUUUGAGCUGGAACUUUAUAGCAUUGUUUGUUUUUGGUGUCUUGGCUCCGGCUUCUCGCGGGUUUAUGUUGCGUGCAGAAAACAGCGGAGUGAUGAGAUGAUAUCUUAAGCCCUGUGUAUCCGGAGCCUGCAGGUGGAUGCUGCAGGGUUGAAAGGAAGCGCAGGUGCGGUGCAGCGCAAGUGCAGAGCAGUGAUUGUAAUAGUACGGCAGAGAGAGUGACUGGACUUUGUAGAUUUUGAGAGGGUCAUUGUGAGGACGAAUGUGAAAUCAGUGCAUGACAGACCCAGUAGGAGGAACAACGUCAUGGUUGAACAGGAUCAGUUUAGUCUUAUUAUCCCAUCAUAGGAAAUUAGUGCGUUUACUUUGUAAACCCGAGUACAUCAGGAUUCUCUUCUAAGAUGGCAGAAGGAUCAUGAGAUGCCACAUCUGCUGAAACUAAUGAGAACAUUUCGCCCUCUCCGUAAACUGUUAAAUCGAGCUUUUAAUGAAUUACCCGUGAAUAAAAAAGAUUCCAGAGGGAUUAACUAAAUAAAUAAAAGCUUUAAAAACCAUGUAUGGAUUUUACAAGCUCUUGAGUUAACAACAAUGUUGACGCUCAUAAUUACAUAAAAGAGCAUUUGUGAUACACCUUGAGCUUGUCCCUGCACUGACAACACUGAGAGAAGUACUCACUAAGAGACCUGAGGAAAUGUCUUGCUUGUAUUGUCCUCCAGAUAUUCCCUCUCUCUUAAAACUAUCUAAAUUCUUGAGACAUGGACUCCUCUAAAGAAGGGGUGGAAAAGUUUUACAACUUUUUUUCUCUGAGAAUUUAGAUCAAGAUAUUAUUCUGUUGGCUCAGCACAGUCUGUUUGUCAGAGGAAACUGAAAGCGAGGAACAGAAAUAAGGAAUAGAGAAAAUGGACAUCUUGACAUAGACCUGAGUGGGGUUUCUUUUGUUUUUGGUGCCUCAAGUGGAUUCUUGUGGAAGUGCUUCUGCAUUAGUUUCACUUUUUAUCACCAGAGUUUGCUGCUUUAGGUAGAUACAGUGGUUUCCAAGUAGGGCUGGGCGAUACGGCCUCAAAUCAAUAUCACGAUAUAUCGAGCAGUUCACCUCCAUAGCGAUAAAUGGACGAUAACUGCUCCACAAGCUGCUCACCUCCUUCUAUAUUAACUUCAGCCACUAAAACUUUUGAACCGUCCUCCAUCUCCUCACCUGUCUUUCCCUCCUUCGAUGGGGCGGAGUCACGUCUCUGAUGUAGGACAGCGUCUUAAAGGGACAUGAGACCAUAGCCUACCUACACACAUCCAAAACCAACUUUUAUUUAUUUAUUUAUUUAUUUUUGAAACCAAAUAUACUGAUAUGGGCAAAAUGACGUUGGUGAUUGUCAUAAAUUUCGGGAUCUGUAAAUUUUCGGUUUAUCGCCCAGCCCUAUUUCCAAGUAAACAAAUAGUCCAGUUCAAUAUCCUGUUUUAAAGCUCCAACAUGAGGUCUGACUGGAAUGCAGGGCUGACUUGUUUCUUUAAGUGUUAACAGAAUAGGAAAUGGCAUAUCCCCAAAAAGUUGGAACUUUCCUUUAUGACUUUUACUUCCCGGCUUCAUCACACUCUCCGUAUCAUUUUCAAACCUGCUACUUCUGUCUGAUGCGCUAAAAGCUCUGUAGAAGCACACAAACAUCAUUUGUGACCUUUCCUGUGGUUAAUAAUCGAGAUAACCACGUUUUCCUGCUAAAUUAGAGAUUAGCCUUGACUGCUGAGCGUAGAGGAAAUCAAUAGCAGCACUGAUUGAUGAAACUCCCUCUGGAGUGCAUGUAAAUAUCCUCAGAAAUACUGUAAAAAGAUAAAGCUCGUUUGACCUUGAAGACUACAAGCACACUAACCAUUUACCAAUUAGGAGCUCAGUGACAGAGUCCGGCUUGAAUUCACUCAAUCGAUGUGAUCCAGGAUGUAUGUGCGUGUCGUCAGCGGCCCAUUAAUCACUGUGGGAACCAAAUCAAGCGGUGCCAAACACACGAUCCAUCUUGCAGAAGUCUCAAGGAUCAGCCUUCACUUCCCUAAUGUACCGUCACGUUUGUCAUGCAGUUGCAAAAACAAGGUCAGGAAAUGUGCGAAUAAUAGAAAUGGGCGAUUAUCUGAAGGCGAACCACAGAGCAGUAUUUCAUGUCAGCAUUCAACCAUUUGUUUUUGCUUCCUCUUGGUGUCUCUGGUGGUCUCGCUCGUUUUCUGUGACGGCUUCUGUCUCCAUUGUGUCAGAGCGGUGAUUGAACGCCGGGUUUUGGGCACCAACGUUUCUACUUUGGCGUUUUCCUGUUUUGAUCCUCCCAGGAGGGCCUCCCCAGAAUGUGUCGCACUGUUACGCUGCCCGAGAGCCCUCCUAAGAAACAACACGGCUGUUUGACCCACAAUCCCCCUUUUUGCUUUUCCUUCCCAGCAGCAGGAAUAUGUGUGCCCUGUGGGUACACCUCUGCAAAGAAAAUAGACUAUUUCCUGUUUUGCAAAGAAGCACAAUCCCCAAGACGUUCUGUUCUCUGACUGGAGUUUUAAGUAUGGAUGUCUGCUUUAAAUGAGGAUGUUUUGUGGGGAACAUCUCCUGAGACCGGAGUAGACAGGAUACAAGUUGGUGAAGAUGGACUAAAUGAAUCCAGGCUCACUGGGUGAAGGGUUCUGCGGCUUUGCCAUUUCCUUUUUUGGAGGUUUGCAGGACAGCAGCUCCAUUCAUCCUACUCAUCCGCCUCAGUCCAUGCCAUGUCUUCUUUUACUUGACAUGUAUUCAGAUGUGGACAAAUAAAAAGCCUUCGCACAGACGCUAACUUCACUCGCUCCUCACGCAGAAACUGUGCCGCUCUUUGAAUCCAAACUUUUCAGCUCUCGCUCUCUCUACACUCUCCCCCUCUCUCUCUCCGUGCUUGUCUGUCUUCCUCCCCUUCUUCCCUCAGGCAGGUGAGGCAGCAGUUAAUUACUCUCCCACUGCACUGCUGCACAGUAGAAAGACAUCGAGCUUUACUCAUGUCGGCGCAGACAGACAGGGCACGCUUGGAUUUACUGGAGUGAGGUGAAACAGACCAGAAUAGAGAUUUAAGAUAGAGACAGCUGGAAUAUAGAGUGUGUAUUUUUGUAUCACUCCAUUAGUUUUAUCUGAACUUGGCAUCUCUUCAAGUGGAGCAGAGGGGUGAAAUCUGCGGGUCAUUAGGACUAAAAUCCAAGGAGAAAUUCUCCUGCGGAGAAGGUUAGGAUUGAAGAAAAAGCACAGGCGGACUCCUGCCUCGACGGACCCUGAGGGAAGUGGGAAGAAUGAGGUUCGUAAAUGAGAUGCAGACAGUUGGGAAAAAUAAUUCUCCUGCGCUGGCAGAAAUCUGGUAUUGAUUCUGAAAUCAGAGCCCUAUGAGAGUGAAUCUGACAUGUUUACAGACUGGUCUCGAAGACUUUCAAGCUUUCACGCUUCUUGUUUUUCCUCAAGUUGCCAACAUGUUCCUGGAAGUCAGUGAGUCACAAAAACACCCCGAAAAACUCACCUCACAAGAGACAAAACAAGAACACAUGUAUGCUACCCGCUGAAAUUCAUGGUGACACAUCCCAGGGCGUCAUUAUAAUGACUGAGGGUGAAGCCCUGCUUUCCUCUCGUCUCUGCUGAAAACUUUCUGUGUACAUGCGUGUGCGAGGAGACGACAGAUGUCUGAUCAGCUCUCUGUGCCACAUAGCUCCCCGUCACAGCUCCUGAGGCCGUGGUCUGAUCUGAGAUCUGCCAGGCGAGAAGAACACAGCCGGCUGUCGUCAGCGCCAGUCAGCCAGCCAUGAGCCAUCACUUUUCAGUCUUCAUCUCCUCCGACUAUAAAGACCGAGGAAACGUUGAGAACUGAGAGAUCGACGCAUCUCAGAAGGAAGCAGGAUCUGGAUUCAAAGCCUCAGUCCUUUUUUUAUCUCUGCCUCUGUUCUCUAAAAUGUCUCUCCUGUAUAAUUUAGCCGAUCCAGAUUUAGGGCUUGGAGAGACUACGAGGGCGUUCCUCGGGCGGGUGGGGUUAUGUAGAGGGAUAAUGGUGGAGCGGUGUUGUUGUAUGUGGAGCUGCAGAGGGAGAAAUGCCUUCAUUCCCAGAGGAAGAGGUUGGGCUAGACGAGAGAGGAGAAGAGGUGAGGGCAGCUGCUCUCCAGAUGUCAGACUGUCGACUCCUUUAGGGCUAAACGUCUGGUGUAUGUGGGGUCUACCAUAGUCCACAUUCAGGGGCGAAUCCUGGAUUUGGGGUUUUUUAAUAAUAGAAAAUAUGUCUGCUAAAAUUAGAAAGGGUGAGUCAGCACCACAUGUCCACAACUAAGUCCUGCUAACAUGUAACCCUCAUACAUACAUCUGUACUAAAUGACUUUAACAACCUGCGAGGAACACAAACAAGUGUCAGAGCCACCGCAGGCUAAUGAAAACCAGCCGAGGAAGGCUGAGAGAGAGGGAUCACUCAUGAUUUUUGUUCCAGACUCCGAGAGUCUUGACGAUGUUAUUGUGAUCAUGUUACUAAUUUAUUUCCAAACACAUGUUGUAGCUCUGCGGGGAGCUAUUUCUCUGCAUUAUUUAUGUGUUUAGGUGACGGGUUUCUCUUCUGUUUUCUGUAUUUAUGCUUUGUUGAGCAGAAUUAGAGAAGAAUGUGAGCUCAGGAGGGCAGCGGGACAAGAAUAUCAAACAAUAUUUCAAAUGCAGGCGCUUAUUAUGUGAGUUUUCAACCGUGCAGGAAGGAUUUAGUGUUUCUUUCCUGUCUGUUUGGUGGAUUUGGACUAUAAAUAUACGUACUAUAUGUAUUUGUGUUAUAAUGAAAAAAGGAAAUGUCAGUUCAUAGCUGAGCUGGAGUUCAGAUCAGCACUCAGCUUGUAUAAAGAUGUCAAAAUUAUUCAUCUCACAAAACAGUUAAGGUUUCCACAAUUUCCAGCUAAAAAAGACUCACUAGAGCUUUUAUAGUUGGACCGUUCAGCGGGUUUUUGCCUCUAUUAUUGUUCAAACUUGAAUCAAACUUAAAAAUUCAAGACAGUCGUGAAGUUUGAGAGCGGUGGACUUUAUCUCUGUGAACCUGGCCUCUGCUCUCCCCUGACAAUCCUGCGCAAACAUGACUGCCCUCUCACGGUUAUAGAUCAUAAAGCCACUGAGGGGCGACAUUUACGAGGAAGUGUCCGCAGUCUUAAACUGUAGCUUAAUUUAACAGAGCUUCUCUUGGCUGCAGAUCCUCCGACAGUUUGUGCAGCCGUGCCUGACAGGCGGCGUGAGAAACAGGCAUUAAGGAUGAAAUAUGUGCGCGCUGUGUGAAGCUCACAUCUCUGCGUGUCAGCUGUCGUAGGAGACACAGUGUAAGUUCCCCAUUGUUACUCUGCUGAACGUGUCAUAUUGCUUCGCAGAAAUCUUGUCAAUAUGCAGCGUACGACUUCUGCACAGCACAGCAUUACACCCCCCUCCCGUCCUGUGCUGUGUUUACAGAAAGCUUUCGCCAGUUCAGACUUUAAUUCACGGUUUUGCCUGGAAAACCCAUCUUUACUUUUGGAGCAAGAUUGACCAAUCUUUCCACCCUGGAGUACACACUUUUGUUUACUCUGCAAGUUCUCCGAGAGAUUCAUCAUUUUUUUUUUUUUUUUUGGCCUCAUUGUUUGGAGAUGAACACACAAACAUGUUUGCACAACAGUUUACAGAGUGGGUUUCAGUCCAGAGUACAGUUGUACACUUCCUCAGAGCUGUCAAAACAAAACGAAACAUCUGUCUCCUUCACGCUGAAAUACUGAAAGGUGUUUGGCUGACGCUCAGUUUAAGUUUUAACACCAAAACCAGAGAAACUGUGCCUGUAAAUAGAAAAAAGGAAGUUCAGUUUUUGUCUGUUUUGCGUUCAUCAAAGUCCCCGAAGAGUCAGACAGGUCGAUGUCUGUGAGCUUCGACUUCCUCUGAGAGUUUUCAGCACGAGUGAAAACGAAACCUCUGUGUGGUUCAGCUUUUAAACUAAUCAGUGGAUGAUCUCAGAUUACAUUCAGUGGCUAAUGCUCGCAAGAUGUUGAAAAUGAGCAUGAGUGCAAGUUGUUUUUGUGUUUCAGUCCUGGUUAUAAAACAGUUUGAUGGAUGCCAAGAGGAAAUGUAACAUCCAGCCCGUGCUGAAUCACCUGUAAACUCUAGAGUGGGUGUGUGGUAGGGCUGGGCGAUAAACCGAAAAUUUACCGAUACUUAAAUUUACGACAAUAACCGACGUCUUCUUGCCCAUGUCAAUAUAUUCAGUGUCAAAAAAAAUAAAUGAAUAAAAGUUGGUUCUGGAUGUGUGUAGGUAGGUUGUGGUCUCAUGUCACUUUAAGACACUGUCCUACAUCAGAGACAUGACUCCACCCCAUCCAGUCUGUAUCAAAGAGGGAAAGACAGGUGAGGCUGAAGUAGGUGAAGUUAAUGUGGGAGGGGGUGAGCAGCUUGUGGUGUAGUUAUCGUCCAUUUAUCGUUAUUGAGGGAAACUGCUCAAUAUAUUGUGAUAUUGAUUUGAGGCCGUAUCGCCCAGCCCUAAUGCGUGGGGUUACUCAGGGUUGGACUUUAAUGUUGUCCAUGGAUGGACAGAGAUAAAUGGAGAAACUGAAAGACAGAUAUUUUGACAAUCCUGAGAGGAAAGUCAGCUUACAAGACGCAGGACACACAACUUCAUGAUCCUACCUGCGGCCGUGGAGUAUUGCUUCACAUCACUUGAAGUUAGUUUUUGCUUUUACUAGAUAGGACAGCAUGGCCGGGAGUUGAACGAUCAAUUGCUGCAACAAGGAUUAUAGCCUCUGCACCAAAUACACGAUUCACUUCUGUUACAUCUUUCAAAUCAGCGCCACCCCAGCCUCACUGGGGACUCUGUGCUCCCUGACAAGCCAAGGCAUGCUGCUUUGUUAACUAGAGGUACAACCUCUAAAACUGAACCCGUGUUUGUUUGUCACUGACGUCCUCAUCAUUCGUCAUCAGUUCUUACUCAGGCUCACACUUUCCCAACUUAAUACUUUUAUCAUCGUUGUGCAAUAACGGGUUCUGUCAGCUCACUCUGUCAUGUCCGAGCUUGUAUUUAGAGCUGAAAACUUAAGUAAUACUAUUCAGCAUGCGCUCUCAGAGGAUAUGUUUGACUUUAAAGGAGGGGAAAUUAUAAAGGUGUCCAUUCUCAUUUGAGAGGAAUCAUCAAUCGUCAAAGCAGAAACUUGGUUUAAAGUUUUGAAGCCGCCCAAAAUAAACUUGAUCUGUUUUCUCUCCAAAGUUGUUCAUCUGUCUCCGUCUGGUCUCCUUGUCUUUGUCUGCUGUUUCAUCUCCUGGUCAUCUCACGAACCUGAGAAUAAUUUACUUCAACAAUCUCCUCUCAGUCUUGUGCCUCAUCUGAUCUGGGUCUGUUCUGAUCUCGAGCGAAUCUCUGAAACGUGUGUUUUCUUUAAUCGAGCCCUUCACGCUUCAAAGUAAAUUGGAGUUUGAUUUGUUGUUUUACUCUGAAGACUCACAAAAAGAGAACUCGUGUGUGGAAACUCUUGACCCUACAGCUCUCAGACUAUAUUCUCCACGCCAGGGCUUUGAAAUCUCACCCAGAGUAAACUCUAUGGCUAAAUUGCCCCGACAAGCACUCCGGACGAUGUUGUGUAAGAGAGCUGACACAAAGCCAGAGCUGCACUGGUGAGAUACUUUAAGCUCCUUGACGCUGAGGGUAAAAAUGUGAUAAUAAUAAGUGUUUCUCUUCAGCAAAUCUUCCCCUCGGCCUUUCUUCAGCAGCAGAGGAUUCUGAGGUUGUUUGUGCUGCUUGGAUGCUAUUUAAAGUUGCAACCUGCAGUUUUAAUUUAGAGCGCACAGUGAAUCCUUUGAGAGGUGUUGUUGAUGUGAGCGCUGUGGGACUCUGCCAUCUGAUCUAGUCCCUCUUCUUCACAGAGCUGUAUCUUUUAGUAGUAGCAGGGAACCUGCCUCAGAGUUCUUUGCUCGUAUAAUAAAACUGAGAGUUCACCGCUUUCAAAAUGUCAGUGACGAAGUUUUCUGUGUAUUUUUCCGGUGUGUUUGUGUUCACACAGAGGUGAAAGAGUACGUGCCGCCCUUUGGGAACCUGAGGGAACACCCGUGUGUGGAGAGCAUGAAGGACAGCGUUCUCCGAGACAGAGGGCGACCUGAGAUCCCCAACAGCUGGAUCAACCACACUGUAAGAGGCGCCAUACAUACAUACAGACAUACAGACAUACAUACAUACAUACAUACAUACAUACAUACAUACAGACAGACAGACAUACAUACAUACAUACUGCCCUGAAACAUCAUCUGUGAACAAGUGCAGUCAUGUAGGACUAAAGAUUGGAAAGUAUGGAAAUAAAUUGGAUCAAUUUCCAUGUUUUAAAAAGUAUGGGAAUUGAAAAAUAAAGUAUGGAAAAGUACUUGUGUUUUCAGACUAUUAUACUCAAGAUUUCUAUUAACACCCUGUUUCCCUCAAGACCCUGUCGACUGCUGGAUAUUCCUAUUACUGUGUUUAAAUAACAAAUUCUGGAGCUAAAACAAAAAUAGUGAAAAAAUAAAAACAAGUAAGUGCUGGAAUUUGGGUUUUGUAGAUCUUGAAAUAUAUAAGAUGUUGAGAAAUAAGAAGUAAAAAGAGAAUAAGUUAAAUGAACUACUGUACGUUAAGAGAAAUACAUGUAGACAAGUCCCUGAAAACUGAGGAAGUCCAUAAAAGAGAUAAAAAUUUACACUGUAUGAUUAUAAAACAUCACAGAUAAAGUGUUUCCAGACUAUUAAAACGCUAAAACACUGUUUUGUUUUUUUAAUAGAAAGGUAGAUUUCCAAAAAUAAUUUUAAAAAGUAGGAUAUCGAGAAGUUUGGAAAUUCCAGCAGUGUAGGAAUCCUGGGUAUAUCUUGUUCUUUCUUCUUUUUUUAAAUGUAGCCUCAUUCUGAAAAAACUGUGGAGUGUCCCCCCCCCCCCCCCCCCCAAAAAAAAAAAAAAAGUCUGAAAUUAAAAAAAGGGUCUGUAAUUACUGCACUAAUGUAAAACUUGCAGUAAAAGUUCCAUCACUCUUAAUAAAUGAGUAAAGGUGUAAAACACAGGUAGAUUGGAUCUUUAGUAAACAGUAAAUGCACUCAGUUUAAAAAUGUUAAUCUGGUGCUAGAACAGCUACAGUUAAUGUCUCACACACACAAAUGGGAAUGAAAUCAAGUGCAAUGAAAGGUCUGCGAUGUUAGACUGUUGUAAAGAAGUACAAAUUAGGGACAAUUAGAAUUAAUGAGAUGAUGGCUUCAUCUGCCUUUGACUUCACUUUUGAUUUAAUUACUUCUCAUAAAUAUCAGCAAUGUGCCUCCAACUUCUCCCAUUGUGAGGUUAGAGGCAGAAAUACAGCCAUGAUGGACACUUACAUACAGUUUUAUUCAGAUAUAACAUUGAAGUUCCCUCAGGUUGAAACAGUCCACACCUGAACAUUUUCUUAUGUUGAUUUGGAGGUUAAAUUAAGUUCAUAGAUGUUUAUUUUUCUUACCAUUUCUCCUCUCCUCGUCUAGUAGAGGACACUUCUUCACCAGGUGCAAUUAGGGGUUCAGUAUCUUCCCCCAAGACGCUUCGAUAUAUAGACAGGAGAAAUAAAGACUGAACCCACAGAUCCUCCGAUUUGUGGUCGAUAUGCUCUACCUCUGAUCCACGGCCAGCUUCAAAUAACACACCGGGAAACAGGAUAAACAAUUCAGUGGGCCAAUCAACCAUAGUCAGUACCUGCCAAUAGUCCAGAGAAGAGCGGGAAUUAACAGUGUGUUUCUGUUAUUCUGUCCACUUUAUUUAUAGCUGUGUGGGUAGGCUGAUUGCAGCUCAACAGCAUCACAACCUACAGCUUCUACAUGAUCAUCAGCACCUCUCUAACAGCGAAAUUCUACAGGAUCUUCUUUGAUUCCUCCUUUUUCAAUAAAAAAAAUUCACCAGUACAUAAACAAGGACAGAUAACACAAUCAGAGGUGAUGGUACAACUUUUAUGUCUCGUAUUGACAGCCUUUGUCUUCCACUGCUCCCCCUGCAGGGCAUCCAGGUGGUGUGCGCCUCCAUAGAGGACUGCUGGGACCAUGACCCAGAGGCCCGUCUCACGGCGCAGUGUGUCGCCGAGCGUUUCAACGACAUGGAGUACCUGGACAAGCUGUCUGAACGCUCCGACUCAGAGGAGAAGAUCCCCGAAGAAAUCUUCGUGGUGGAUGAGAAGUAGAGCUCGACAGAAACACCGCCCUCUUAAGGGCGGGAGGAGGAAUUACAACCAAGUGGCUAGGAGAGGGAGAAUCCCGGUGGAUGUAACGUUUGCUGUGAAAACGUCAGAGGUGAACGACGAAGUGCAAACUGGAAAAUUGUUAAGAUGAAACAAGACGUGGACGUGUUUGGAACAUGAAUAUGAACAGCAGAGACUGACUAUUUACAUUUCUUUAACAAGCUUUAAGGACUGGAUCAAGUCAUAAACAAACAGGGAAUUUCCAUUAUAAAGCUUUUUUUUUGUACCAAAAACUUCUGCACUUUAUCUAUAUCUAUGCACAAAUAAUUACGUGUGUAAAAUCAGUGCCUUUUUAAUCCUCUCAGUACUUUUCAGGUAAAGGACAUAAAGGGGCAGCGAGCAUUCGGAGAGGCCUGUAAAGGGACCAACGUAAAAACCAAAGAUGCUCAAAAACACUAAUAUCCUCUUUACAGAUUAAACAACUGGAUAUUUUUUAUGUCCACCUUGGUGACCUGGCAUUGAACGCAAGUCAGCUGGACUGUAUUCAACAAGCAUAUGUAUUUUUUUGUGACAUGAAAAGGAAUUUUAUUAUAGAAGAAAUAGAGAAACUCAUCUAUUGCUGCAAUCUGCAGGAAAAUUUGAUAAGAGACAAAAAGGAACAGAUGCAUCACCUUUUGUACGUGUUUUCUGAGGAAGCUGAUCCCGCUCUGUUUAAUCAGCCAAAUGAAGAUGAGUAUAUAUGACUUUGAACUGGAAGCUCCAGCCCGCUGCCUACAGUAUAUAUGCUAUAAAAGCUGAACUUACUUGUUACAUGAAAGAAAAUCCUGAUCAGGUGAUCGAGCAAAAAGAUUUGUAUCUUUUUUGUACAAAAUUGUAAAGAAAUGAUUAAAAGUAUUACAGUUCUUA
Molecule: messenger RNA, 43716 nt
Organism: Xyrichtys novacula (pearly razorfish)
Lineage: Eukaryota; Metazoa; Chordata; Actinopteri; Labriformes; Labridae
Source: the annotation of a GenBank genome assembly